UUUUCUUGUUCAUUCCCAUAGCGACAUCGCUACCGCUGUCGAGUGCUGCGGCGGAAGGCGAUUGAAAUGUUAUGGUCGAAUAUGCGGAUUUUGUAUUCUGAUUGUGGAUUUAGUGGAAGAUAGUGCAACGAAGAUUAGACUCGAGGUGUCAAUUGCAACAUCGAAGUGGUGAAGCAAUUUCUAAAUAAACAGAUAUAACUUUCAUGAUUUAUUUUUUUGUGUUUUGUGUUUUGUUUUCUUUUGUUUUUGGAUGCGAGACUCUUAAGAAUAUUAACGACAGCAGAAUCCACGUAACCCUACGAGUCCAGGAUCACGACAUCAAUAAGGAGCCAACGAACACCGACGAGAAAUCCAGUGUCGGAUUCGGUCGUCAAUCGCGAAAACUGCAUUCAGGCAAGAGCCAUGAGCCUGGAACAGAUCGAUUUGUGCAUCAUUGGUGCAGUUGCUUGCUGCAUGUGGCCGUGAGAUCAAAGAGCGUGGGUGGAUCAAUUGCGAGUAGUGUGCCCUUGAUUCUGCGGACUUCUCUGUAGUCUUUCUAAACUCGAGGGUUGAAGAGAUCUGCUACAAAGUUGAAGCCAAGUGGAGUCCAAUUGAAGCAAAAUGUGUCACGGUUUGAUUGAAGAGCGGGCCAGGAUUUGUGUACCCGAUCUCUUGAGGGGAUUCUUAAACCAGGAUCAGCCCGAUUACGAAACACAUGUCGAUGACAGUACAAGCGUGUAUGGCAAUGGCAGCACCUCGACACUGCCAGAUUCGUCGGGUUUGUCGGAUAAUACGUUGGUCGAUAUGGUCAACGACUAUUCGACAGUUGUGAGGAAAUUGGACUCCGAGGAUGUCGACGACAUGGAGGCCGAUGCGAUUGCGUCAACUGGAUCCCUUUCGACAUGGUUUGAUUGCAUCAAGGAUGACUUUUGCACUGCACCGAAGGCGGUUCCCACUAAGUCUUCUCUCUUGGUUGUCAAGUUGUCGCAUCAGGAUGCUUCAGACCCAGUCGCGGCUGCACCAAAGAGCAGAAAAACUCGCAAGUCUGCUCUCACCGAAGGACGGAAUCAUGCUGUGCAUGAUUCCGAGAUGGAUGGUGUAGCUCCUUUGUUAGUCGACGAGAAAAGAAAGAGAAGGAUGUCAUCGAAUCGUGCGUCGGCGCAACGUUCGAGACAAAGGAAGCAGAAGCGUUUGGAUGAGCUCGAAAUUUUGGUGAUAGAACCCUGCGAAACCCAUCUAUUUCAUACUGCCCAAUUGCGUUUGGAGAACGCUACUUUAUCCCGCAGGUCAAAGAUAGCUGAGCAGCUCGCCAAAAACUUAAAGAAUGAAAAGAACGAGUUGGCCAUCAAAUUCGAGAAGUUGAAAAAAGAGCUGGAAGCUGCCCGACAGCCCUGUGCUCAGGGAUCACCAGAUUCUAGUAAUCCUAGUGGGAUCAAAAGCAUGAAUUCUAGUAUCUGCAAUAUGGAUGAGGGAGUGGCAGCUUCCUCAUGGACAUGUGUGGAGCAACCCAAGGACAACCCGCGGAGUGUUUUAAUGACCCUCGAUGAUAAGAAGCAAAACAUCUCCAGCACUGACGUGUCGCGUGGCACCUUCCAGGAGCUUUAUGACCCAAUUGACUUGAAUCAGUUCGACGGCGUUGGUGUUCCAGAUCUCCUUCAAGAGGGGUGGUAUGGGUCCUUUACUGAGUGUUUGAAUGCGUAAUCCUGUCUGAGACAGAAGCCCGAAGUUUGAAGGGUGAAGAUCGAAUACCAGCGAUGCUAUGGAACAUUACACAUCUGAAACAAUUUACCUGUUGGCUGUAAUUUCCGUUGUGUGUGUUAUGUAUCUAUCUUUGGGUGAGACUUCCAGAAAGCAUAUCCGGGGUCUCAAUAUUUUUUGAGGGAAUUUCAAAAUGUGAAAUGUUCUGAAAAUGGACAAUAUUAUGCACCGUUGGGAUAUAUCCUUGCAGCUGCUCUUAGUUUUUGACGCCGUUAAGCUAUUGUAGUUAAAGAGACUGAUGCAAACUUUCAUGUAUAAAAACGAAGUAUUGAUGAUGUAAACAUCGUGUAUGACUUGUGGUUUCGA
This is a messenger RNA of Physcomitrium patens, 2043 nucleotides long. Lineage: Eukaryota; Viridiplantae; Streptophyta; Bryopsida; Funariales; Funariaceae. The record is from RefSeq and is a predicted model, not a curated record.